Hevea brasiliensis (rubber tree) is the source of this 1556-nucleotide messenger RNA. RefSeq lists its product as uncharacterized. Bases 198 to 1223 code for a protein of 341 amino acids. The transcript is spliced from 7 exons. The record is from RefSeq and is a predicted model, not a curated record. Lineage: Eukaryota; Viridiplantae; Streptophyta; Magnoliopsida; Malpighiales; Euphorbiaceae.
UUUUCUGCCAAACCAAACCCUCGCUUCUGGGAGCACAAGAAGACCCUGUACAAGAAAACCCACCUCCAUAAGCUCACUCCACAGUCCCCUCUCCAAUUACUUUCUGUGGAUGGCAAGGAUUUAAAAUAGUAUAAGGGUCAUUUAACUUUAUUAUCUGCUGUGAAAAAUUUAAUACAGAAAACAAGUGAUUAGCUCAGAUGAAUUCCUUGACUUUGAAACCGUCCCUUUUUGUACCUAAAUCAUCUUCUUCUUCUUCUUCUUCUUCUUCUUCUUCUAGUUCUACGAUUCUUGUUUCUUCUCCACCUUCAGUAAGUUUCCCAAGAAAGACCAAGGAUAAUUUUACAGGAAGAUUAGCCUUGAGAAUUAGAGCUUAUAAUUCUUCCAAGGAUGACUCAGCAAGCAACUCUGGUGAUUCCAAGCCCCCCAACGGCUCUCUGAUGCAGUCAAAGACGAGGAGAGAAAUUCUAUUGGAGUAUGUUAAAAAUGUGCAGCCAGAAUUUAUGGAGCUAUUCGUGAAAAGGGCACCGCAGCAGGUAGUUGAUGCAAUGCGACAAACAGUGACGAAUAUGAUUGGCACACUACCUCCACAAUUUUUUGCUGUAACUGUUACCACUGUAGCUGAAAAUCUUGCACAGCUCAUGUACAGUGUUAUGAUGACUGGUUAUAUGUUUAAGAAUGCACAAUAUCGCUUGGAAUUGCAGCAGAGUUUGGAGCAAGUCGCUCUUCCUGAUAUGCAAGAUAAAAAGGAUUUGCCAGAUUAUGCACCAGGUACACAGAAGAAUGUGUCUGGUGAGGUUAUCAGAUGGAAUAAUGUUUCUGGUCCUCAGAAAAUGGAUGCUAAAAAGUACAUUGAGUUGCUUGAGGCAGAGAUUGAGGAACUCAAUCGUCAAGUUGGUAGAAAAACUGCAAAUGGACAGAAUGAGUUGUUGGAAUAUCUCAAAUCUCUUGAGCCACAAAAUCUGAAGGAGUUGACAAGUAGUGCUGGAGAGGAUGUUGUACUUGCAAUGAACACCUUCAUAAAGCGACUUUUAGCUGUUGCAGAUCCAGAACAAAUGAAGACAAGUGUAACUGAGACUAGUGCGCUCGAACUUGCCAAACUGCUUUAUUGGCUGAUGGUGGUUGGAUACAGUAUCCGCAACAUUGAAGUCCGUUUUGAUAUGGAACGAGUACUUGGGACACCUCAGAAGCCUGCAGAAUUACCUCCGGGAGAAGAAAACAUUUGAUGUCUUGCAUUGAAGUACCAACAAUUGAUGUCAUGACAAGGGUGGAGUGCAAUAAUUUAGUGCUGGGUUUACCAUGUGACUAAGCUGGUGGAGUUUUGUGUUCUCGUGGAUGGAAGCAGCAAUUAGCAAAUGGCUUAUUGCAGGGAUGAACACCUGGAAGAGUACAUAUUUUUGGUUGCUGCUCUUUCUUAUGUAUUGCAAAACCUAUCAAAAAAUAGUUAGUGGAAAAGUUGAUUGUGAUCUCUGGAUAGGUCAAGAUUCUUGACAUGUUGUCUCAAAUUCGUCAGACAAUGAAAAGAUUUAACUUGAUGGAUAUGUUUCCUUUUGUUUUGA